ACCCGAGCUUUUGAGGAUCCUAAAAGCAUUUUUGUUUCUCUUCCGGUUCUCGAUCUCUUCCCGUCCUCUAGGUUUUCUGCCCAAUAUUUCUUGUGACAUAUUCCGCUGCGGUGCACGAGGUCUUCCUCCCCCCUCAGUGCCAGAAACAGACCCAGAAAUUGUAUGAGGAAGAACGCGUGCUGCUUUGAACCAGCAAACGUAUUGCAAUAAGAGAAAAUAGUGCUUAAUCUCCAGGAGAUAAGCCGUUAAGUACAAAGAAAGCUCCACCCUAUUGAGCUAUUUUUGCUCAGAUUGUGGGGUUGAAUGCUUUUGCGCAAGGGAAAAAGCCCCUCGCGGGUAGAACACAAUACUGCAGAGAAGGGGGUGGUCUUUUCUUGCCACGAGGUAACUUUUGCUUGCUAGGACUGCAUUCAGUCACUUGACUCUAGCCCUUAAUCUGGUUUGUUAUUUUGGAAUGAGGAGGAGGGGUGUGAACCUACAGUCAUCCUGUGGAUGCAGUUGUGUCCAUUUUCCUCUUCUGCUUGUCUACUGUCCUUCCUUAUCUGUAGAUCAACUCUACUUCUCUUCCCUGGCUCUGGUUACACAGCACUGCGUCCCUAUGGCCCAGUUUCUGUUUGAGAGUGAUUUGCACGGGCUGUUGAAACUCGAUGCCCCGAUACCAAAUGUACCCCCUGCCCGAUGGCAGCGUAAGGCUAAGGAUGGUGCUGCUGUAAACACUGGAACUGCCUCAGAUUCCACAGCUCCUUCACCCAUGAAGCCAGCUAACAGGCCUCAUAGUAUCAGCAAGACUCCCUCCAAAACACCAGGCAAGGCCGGUUCCAAAUCACAAAAUACCCCAAACAAAACUGGAGGUGAUAGAUACAUUCCUAAUCGUAGUGCUAUGCAAAUGGAUGUGGCCAAUUUUCUUUUAACCAAAGAGGAGUCCUCUGAGGAGACACCCACCAAGAAGGAGCAUCAGAAAGCCUGGGCAAUGAAUCUUAAUGGUUUUGAUGUAGAAGAGGCAAAAAUCCUGCGACUCAGUGGGAAACCUCAGAAUGCCCCUGAAGGUUACCAGAACAAUCUCAAAGUGCUCUAUAGCCAGAAGAGCACACCAGGCUCCACAAGGAAGAUAAGUAGAUACAUAGCCUCUGUAUCAGAGCGGAUCCUAGAUGCCCCAGACAUUCGAAACGAUUACUAUCUGAAUCUAGUUGAUUGGAGCUCCCUCAACUUUUUGGCCGUGGCUCUGGAUAAAUCAGUGUAUCUGUGGAAUUAUGAUUCCCGAGAAAUAAUCCAACUCAUGCAGAUGGAAAACCCUGAUGACUACAUUUCUUCUGUGUCGUGGAUCAAAGAAGGAAAUUACCUUGCAAUUGGCACAAGUAAUGCUGAGGUCCAGUUAUGGGACAUCCAGCAGAAGAAGCGUCUACGAAAUAUGGUCAGUCAUUCAUCCCGUGUGAGUUCUCUAAGUUGGAAUAGCUACAUCCUGUCCAGUGGAUCACGGACUGGUCACAUACAUCACCAUGACGUCCGUGUGGCAGAACACCAUGUGGCAACACUUGCUGGUCAUACACAAGAAGUAUGUGGGCUCAAAUGGGCACCUGAUGGCCGUUACUUAGCCAGUGGAGGAAAUGAUAAUCUUGUAAACAUAUGGUCAAUUGCCCAAGGAGAUAACUGGUCACCUCGUCCUGUGCAGACCUUUACACAACAUCAGGGAGCUGUUAAGGCUGUGGCUUGGAGUCCAUGGCAAUCCAACGUGCUGGCUACAGGAGGUGGAACAAGCGACCGGCACAUAAGGAUCUGGAAUGUGUGCUCUGGGACCUGCCUCAACACAGUAGAUGCACAGUCCCAGGUAUGUGCAGUACUAUGGUCUACAAACUACAAAGAAAUUGUGUCUGGUCAUGGCUUUGCUCAGAACCAGCUGGUAGUGUGGAAGUACCCAUCCAUGUCAAAGGUCACUGAGUUGAAAGGUCACACUGCUAGAGUGCUGAGCUUGACCAUGAGUCCAGAUGGAACCACAGUUGCUUCAGCAGCAGCAGAUGAAACACUGAGGCUUUGGCGCUGCUUUGAGUUGGAUCCAGCACGUAAGAAGGAGAAAGAGAGCAGCACUAAAACCAGCAUCAUCCACCAAGGAAUUCGUUGAGUUUCAUCUAGUUCCCUCCCAAUCUAUUGCUUUAUGUACAGUAUUUUAAACUACUAAUAAAUAUUACACUCUCCUCUAGAAAUAGUGUUGGUAUAUGGAUUGAUAUAUGAAUCACAAAAUGGUGUGCCAUUUAAUUGAUUCUGGCUGUUUGCUAGGACUUGGCCUGUAUACCAUUGUAAUAAAAAUUAACUAUUAAAGGAAAAUUAAGACCAGACUGUUCCUCCUGAAUCCAAUUAUAGCCAGCCUCCAACUGGUAAGAAUUUGCUCCUUUUCUAAAUCACUGUGAGAGCUUUAUCACUAGGCAAAUUGUCUUAGUAUGGUCUUUUCCUGGCUUUCAAGAAACAAAUCAGCUUCCCUCUUCCAGCCCUCUUGAGUUGUGGGACAGAUCAGGUACCAGAACUGAAAGUUAACCUGGAAUAUUAGUUUGGGAUCUGAACUAUGUUUUCAAGUCAUGAUUUAAGCUACCAUCCUGCCCCCACACAUCAGAUGCAGAACCUGAUUGAACCGUUCAUUAAGGUGUCAACUUUAAGGUGCAACAUCCUGUUAUGGAACAAAUGUUCUAAGUAUUUCCCAAAACAUAACUGAGAAUUUUGUCUUGCCAACCAUUGUUGCCUUACCAGAUAGACAUUGCAAAUUUGCUGUUAACUUGCCUAACUGAACUUGGUGAUUUUACUGAACCAUGGAAACUAAUAUUUAAGACUCUGUUCUUCCAAAACUAUUUUGUUUGAACUCAGCCUCAGCAGUCUUGGAAUAGCUGCUCAACUAUCCUGAUAGAUAAUCCUUCUAUUCCUUUGCUUAUUUCUUGCACUUCUUUUAAACUCAAGGCAUUCUAAUAUCCCAAACAUGUCGGUGAGACUAUCCCUCCUAUGUUUUUCCCCCCACUCCAUCAAAGCAACUGUAACCCAAAUUCUCCUAUAAAUGCAAUUCUGUAUUUCUUCAGGCUGGAUCAUUCUGAUUUUAGCUCACCUUUAUCAAGAAUUUACUGCCUUCUGAUUCAGUGGAAGUUGUGAAAAGCCAAGCCCAGUCUUAGCCUCAUCUCAACUUUGCCAAGUGCAGUAGAGCUUUUCUAUAAUUUUGGAGAAUUGUGCAAGAACAAGAUGAACAUGAUCUGCAAUAGUCACUCAUUGCUUCCUUAUGCAUAACUCUUGUUCCUUUAUCUACCUUUCGGGUUUCUUGAGUCCUGUUAAGGACUAUCUGCCUGGUACCACUUUAGUUCUAAGUCCUGAUCAAGUGAAAGUAUAGUAGCUAACAUCUCAGCUUUACUACCUAGGGGCCAAAUCAUCAGGAAAUAAAUUACUCUCCAGGCAUUACAAUAAACCUAGUUUACUACAAUCCUAUAUAUUAGAGGCCAGCUUAAAAGUUAUCUGUUUAAGUACUCAGGAUGUGUUCAAUUAAUUCAAAAUGCUAGGAUGGGACAUCUUUGUCUAUAUCUUCUAGUAUAAAUAUUAACAUGUUUUAUAACAAAUGUCAAUAAUGUGUGUACAAUUCAGCUAUGAAUUCAUGCUGUAAUUUCCUAUACUUACAUGGGGAGACACUAAUUUGUUAGAUUUGGUUCAAUAAUGCUUAAAAGGGAAAAUAGCAUUCUCCUGAUGUGAGAACUCUACUUCCACCAAAUAGUGGUUUCAUUACCACCCUGAAGGGUGGCACCACAAUGAGUAGGUCAUAUGCAAGUAUGGAUGCUUUUGGCUUUGGAGAAAAAGAGAUGCCACUUACCAGUCCUUCAGCUUAAGAAUUCUGUCUCCUGGGUAGAGCAGAGUACUAAUCUUUGGAAUUAGUGUCUGACAGUCAAGUAGAAAAAAUAUAGUAAGCAAAAUACUUAGCCAAAUUGUAAUAUUUAUUUUCAUUCUUUAAUCUAUUUUAUUCACACAUUUAGAAUAUACCUUACUGUGUUUUGUCUAUUUUGUGAAAUGCUGGUGUUAUAUAAAUGGAAAGCAUUCUUUGGUUGACAGAUACUGUUCAUAAAAAAACACAAAUAUCUGUUGUGUAUUUGGUCAAUGUUAGUUAUAACCAUUAUUUUUAACUUAUUGCCACAACAUGUUCAUGUGUGUGAUGAAAUGUGUUUACAAAGGGGGAGGUGAUGUGAUGGACCACAGUAAUGUAGCAAUACAGCAAUGUAGUAAUACAGCAGGUUCUCAGGAAGGAGGGAGUACAUUCCAGGAAGUGGGGGGGUGAGACAAGAGACAACACACUGGAACUGGGAAGAGGAAGAGUUUUAGGAU
Messenger RNA from Python bivittatus (Burmese python), 4335 nucleotides. RefSeq names its product cell division cycle 20 (gene CDC20). Gene Ontology annotation, biological process: positive regulation of anaphase-promoting complex-dependent catabolic process; positive regulation of ubiquitin protein ligase activity; anaphase-promoting complex-dependent catabolic process. NCBI's taxonomy places the organism in Eukaryota, Metazoa, Chordata, Lepidosauria, Squamata, Pythonidae. Gene Ontology annotation, molecular function: anaphase-promoting complex binding; protein binding; ubiquitin ligase activator activity. Gene Ontology annotation, cellular component: anaphase-promoting complex. The record is from RefSeq and is a predicted model, not a curated record.